Messenger RNA from Erinaceus europaeus (western European hedgehog), 5026 nucleotides. RefSeq names its product pre-mRNA processing factor 40 homolog A (gene PRPF40A). Gene Ontology annotation, cellular component: U2-type prespliceosome; U1 snRNP. Gene Ontology annotation, molecular function: RNA binding; protein binding. Lineage: Eukaryota; Metazoa; Chordata; Mammalia; Eulipotyphla; Erinaceidae. The record is from RefSeq and is a predicted model, not a curated record. The coding region runs from base 1 to 3120 and encodes 1039 amino acids. The transcript is spliced from 26 exons. Gene Ontology annotation, biological process: mRNA cis splicing, via spliceosome.
AUGCAGGCGCCGCCGAGUGAGGCAGAAGCCGGAGGCCAAUCGCCGCCGAGCUGCGUGUCGACGGCGCGCGCUGAUUGGCCGGCGGGGCAGCCCGUCAGCCUAUUGGCUCCGCUGCUCCCGCCCCGCAGCGCCGGGCAGCCUUUCACCUUUGGCCCCGGCGGGCGCCAGCCACUCAGAUCGCUCCUUGUUGGUACAUGCAGCGGCGGUGGCCGCCGGCGGAGCAGUGUGAGCCCGACGAUGAGGCCGGGGACGGGAGCCGAGCGCGGAGGCCUCAUGGUGAGUGAGAUGGAGAGCCAUCCUUCCUCGCGGGGUACCGGGGACGGGGAGCGGAGACUGUCCGGUUCGAGCCUGUGCUCCAGCUCUUGGGUCUCUGCUGACGGCUUCCUGCGGAGACGGCCCUCGAUGGGGCACCCUGGCAUGCACUACGCCCCCAUGGGCAUGCACCCCAUGGGCCAGAGAGCCAACAUGCCGCCCGUACCCCACGGAAUGAUGCCGCAGAUGAUGCCCCCCAUGGGCGGGCCGCCGAUGGGACAAAUGCCUGGGAUGAUGUCUUCAGUGAUGCCUGGAAUGAUGAUGUCUCAUAUGUCUCAGGCUUCCAUGCAGCCUGCCUUACCGCCAGGGGUAAAUAAUAUGGACGUGGCAGCAGGUACAGCAUCUGGAGCAAAAUCAAUGUGGACUGAACAUAAGUCACCUGAUGGAAGGACUUAUUACUAUAAUACUGAAACAAAGCAGUCCACCUGGGAGAAACCAGAUGAUCUUAAAACACCUGCUGAGCAACUUUUGUCUAAAUGCCCUUGGAAGGAGUACAAAUCUGACUCUGGAAAGCCUUAUUAUUAUAAUUCUCAAACGAAAGAGUCCCGCUGGGCCAAACCUAAAGAACUCGAGGACCUUGAAGGAUACCAGAAUACCAUUGUUGCUGGAAGUCUUAUUACAAAAUCAAACCUGCAUGCAAUGAUCAAAGCUGAAGAAAGUAGUAAGCAGGAGGAGUGCGGCACCACACCGGCAGCCCCUGUGCCGACAGCAGAAAUCCCAGCCGCCAUGAGCACCAUGGCUGCUGCAGAAGCAGCUGCUGCUGUUGUUGCGGCGGCGGCAGCUGCUGCUGCCGCCGCUGCAGCCAAUGCCAGUGCUUCCACCUCUGCUUCGAACACUGUUGGUGGGACUGGUCCGGUUGUUCCAGAGCCUGAAGUUACUUCCAUCGUUGCUGCUGUUGUAGAUAAUGAGAGUACCGUAACAAUUUCAACUGAAGAACAGUCUCAGCUUACCAGUACUCCUGUCGCUCAGGAUCAAAAUACUGAUGCCUCCAGUAACACUGGAGAAGAAACAUCUAAGCAGGAAAUAGCAACUGAUUUUACUCCCAAAAAAGAGGAGGAAGAAAAUCAGCCAGCCAAAAAAACAUACACAUGGAAUACAAAAGAGGAAGCAAAGCAAGCAUUUAAAGAAUUACUGAAAGAAAAGAGGGUUCCAUCUAAUGCUUCAUGGGAACAAGCUAUGAAAAUGAUCAUUAACGAUCCACGGUACAGUGCGUUAGCAAAACUGAGUGAAAAAAAGCAGGCCUUCAAUGCUUAUAAAGUACAGACAGAGAAAGAAGAAAAAGAAGAAGCUAGAUCAAAAUACAAAGAGGCUAAGGAAUCCUUUCAGCGUUUUCUUGAAAAUCAUGAGAAAAUGACUUCCACAACCAGAUACAAAAAAGCAGAACAAAUGUUUGGAGAGAUGGAAGUCUGGAAUGCAAUAUCAGAACGCGAUCGUCUUGAAAUUUAUGAAGAUGUUUUAUUCUUUCUUUCAAAAAAAGAAAAGGAACAGGCAAAACAGCUGAGAAAGAGAAAUUGGGAAGCCUUAAAGAACAUUCUUGACAACAUGGCUAAUGUAACAUACUCGACUACUUGGUCUGAAGCUCAACAGUAUCUGAUGGAUAAUCCGACUUUUGCAGAAGAUGAGGAAUUACAGAACAUGGAUAAAGAAGAUGCGUUAAUUUGCUUUGAAGAGCAUAUUCGGGCUUUAGAAAAAGAAGAAGAAGAAGAAAAGCAGAAGAGCUUGCUUAGAGAAAGGAGACGGCAGCGUAAAAAUAGAGAAUCUUUUCAGAUAUUUCUAGAUGAAUUGCAUGAACAUGGACAACUACAUUCUAUGUCCUCGUGGAUGGAAUUGUACCCAACAAUUAGUUCUGACAUUAGAUUCACUAAUAUGCUCGGUCAGCCGGUUUUUUCAUUAGGAUCUACUGCACUUGAUCUUUUCAAGUUUUAUGUUGAGGAUCUUAAAGCACGCUAUCAUGAUGAGAAGAAGAUAAUAAAAGACAUUCUAAAGGAUAAAGGAUUUGUUGUUGAAGUUAAUACUACUUUUGAAGACUUUGUUGCAAUAAUCAGUUCAACUAAAAGAUCAACCACACUAGAUGCUGGAAAUAUUAAAUUGGCUUUCAAUAGUUUACUGGAAAAGGCAGAAGCCCGGGAACGCGAAAGAGAAAAAGAGGAGGCUCGGAAGAUGAAACGGAAAGAGUCUGCAUUCAAGAGCAUGUUGAAACAAGCCGCUCCCCCCAUCGAAUUGGAUGCUGUCUGGGAAGAUAUCCGAGAAAGAUUUGUGAAAGAGCCAGCAUUUGAGGACAUAACUCUAGAGUCUGAAAGAAAACGAAUAUUUAAAGACUUUAUGCAUGUGCUUGAGCAUGAAUGUCAGCAUCAUCACUCAAAGAACAAGAAACAUUCUAAAAAAUCCAAGAAACAUCACAGGAAACGUUCCCGUUCUCGAUCUGGUUCAGAUUCAGAUGACGACGACAGCCAUUCAAAGAAAAAAAGACAGCGGUCAGAGUCCCGUUCUGCUUCAGAGCAUUCCUCUAGUGCUGAGUCCGAGAGAAGUUACAAGAAAUCAAAAAAACAUAAGAAGAAAAGCAAGAAAAGGAGACAUAAAUCAGACUCUCCAGAGUCAGAUGCUGAGCGAGAAAAGGAUAAAAAAGAAAAAGACCGGGAAAAUGAAAAAGAUAGGACUAGACAAAGAUCAGAAUCAAAGCACAAAUCACCUAAGAAAAAGACUGGAAAAGAUUCCGGUAACUGGGACACAUCUGGCAGUGAGCUGAGUGAAGGAGAACUGGAGAAACGCAGAAGGACCCUUUUGGAGCAACUGGAUGAUGACCAAUAAAUCUUACCAAAUAUGUUUGCAGUAUGAUUUAAAGUCUGCUUCAGACCAGGGAAGGGACUCUUAUUCUAAUUGAAAUAACACUGGGUUUUAAUUAUAUCACAGGUUAAAAAAAAAAAAGUGCAUUUAAGUAUUGUUAUCGUGUACUUUAUAAAAGCAAAGGAAAUUGAAAAUAAUUUUUGAUUCUGUAUCAAGAAUCAUAUUUUCAUACAGUCAUAACUGUCUUAUGCGGCCCUUCCAUAGGGCCCUGCAGGAUGGAUCAGAGGUGGCAACAUGGACAGCUCUCUUUUGUUCUGGAGUCUAAGUCAUGAGGUGAUUUUAUCUACUUUAAAGACGUUAGAUUUUGGAGGUAAAACUUUUUUUUUUCCUUUUUUAUGCCGAGUAGUGCGUGCAGAGAAGCCAUGGCUAAGACUACUUUUUGUGCAGCACCCAACUGGCUAACGCUGAUGGAUCUCCAUGGUGAACUCAGAUGUUCUCAAGGGAAAGCCGUAGACUGGUAACUGCAGUGGUGCUAGUACCACUAGAAUAAAGCCACCACUAUUUUUUAUUAAACAUCUGAAUACAUUUUCAAAAGCUAUUGUGAGGGCAUUAUUUUGAGGUGAUGUUUUAAAAGUUAACAUCAAAUCGAACUGUAAAUUAGUUUAAAUAUAUUGCCUUAAGGACCUACUGAAGAAUGUGCCACCAAACUAAGUGAUAGAUGCAAUAUCCUGUCUAAAAACAAACAAAAAUCAAUGUUGACAUAAACAUUUGCAGUUGUCUUUUUUUUUUUUUUUUUUAAUUUGACAGCCCUCCCCUCCCCCCAGUGAGGAAGUCUUUGACCUUCCCUUUUUCAUUGAGAAGCAUUGACUUCGUGGUACACAUUCUAAAGUAUUUCUGAUUUGAAUAUUUUUGUACAUUUUUAUCAAUUAUUAAACCUUCUCUUCUAGCGUGUACUAGUAUUUAUUUCUACUCAGACUCAGCUCUUAAAUUGUAUGAUCAUUUAAAGAUAUUAAAUCCCUUAAAUUUUGCUUUAUCUUAAACACUGCUAGGUUACUUUUUUUUUUUAAUAAAUAAGAAUAUUUCAAAUCAGUGCAUCAGAAGCUGCUUUUGUUUCUGAUCUAUGGAUGUCCUCAGAGUACUUUAAAAGGCAAUGGUUUGAAGCUAGAAUACUCUUUGUAUGCUAACUUUUGAAAUUGGUAAUGUAAUUUUUACUCUUUUUUCCUUCAGUGCAGAUUUUUUUUUUUUUAAGUAAGUAAAUGUAGCACAUAGUCUGUUUGGAAAUACCUUAUGUUUUGUGCAGUUCCUUUUUCAGUUUUUGGACACUGAGCCUAUUUCAUGUAGGAACUUAGAAGAAAAAUAUUUUUUCCUUUCCAGUCUAAUGAAUUUGAAAGUGAGGCUGGCCUGGGACAUUUGUUUCACACUGUGCUUCAACUAAAGCUAGCACCCACUACUGAAAGUCUCAGAGGGUUUCCGCAAAAGGGAGGGUGGGAGAUUGGUGCAAAUUUUCUCUCUGCCAUGUUAGCUUUCUGCUGAAAUAUGGCAUGGUCUUGUAGAAAGUGGAUUAACUUUAGAAAAUGCUAAGUGAUCAGGUUGUUUGCUUGAGGUUAGUUCUCCUGUUGGUUACUAGAAACAUGAAAACUUUGACAAAAGGAAAUUGCCGAGAUAGACCUAACUUUCAUAAGCUCCACUGUAAUAAUAGUUAAUAUUACUAAUCAUGUCAAAGUCCUUGACAUGGAAGUCAUUGGUAAAGUCUUCAAAAUAUUCAUAUGCUGCUAUUGGUUAGCAGAAAUACUAGUGAUGUUCACAGGAGAAUUUAGAUUCUGUAAAAACGUUUUGAUUACUUCCAUGAAUGAUGAUUUUUUUAAAGUAUAACUUUAAAUUUUUCAUUUUUUCUAUUUAAAUAAAAAGCUAUUGAUGUGUUUAGCAUUUC